CGUUAAAACCCCCGCGCGUCCAUGCCCCAUCCGCUCCUCCCUCUACGAGGUUAACCAGGCAGCCAUCCAGCCAGUUAACCUCUCUUGCCCAUUUUGUUGCCGCUGCUCGCGAGUCGGCAACUCGGUUGGCCGUCCUCCUCGCUUCUCGCCGGCCGAUCGAGAGCUCGGUGGAUAGAUAGCUAGGCCGCUGCAGCCAUGGCGCACGGGAUCAUCGGAAGCUACCACCACUCCGUCGUGGCCAUGCUCGCGCACGUGCUGUUCCUGACCACCGCCGUCCUCAUGCUCGUCUGGCUGCUGCAUUACCGGGGCGGCAUCAACAUACGGUCCGAGGACCCCGACCAGAUUUUCAAUGUCCAUCCAUUUGUGAUGAGCUGGGGGUUCAUUCUUCUUAUUGGAGAAGCUAUCCUGGCGUACUCUACGAUCCCGAUGGACCACCGGACGCAGAAGAUGGCGCACAUGCUGAUCCACCUGGUGGGCCUCAUCCUGGGUAGCUUCGGCGUGUACGCGGCGUUCAAGUUCCACGACGCGGUCGUGGCGCCGGACCUGGUGAGCCUCCACUCGUGGCUCGGCAUCACCGCCAUCUCCCUCUUCGGCCUGCAGUGGCUGUUCGGCUUCGUCACGUUCUGGCUCCCCGGCGCCGCGCAUGACCGGACGCGGGCCGCCGCGGUGCCCGUGCACGUCAUGGCCGGGCUCGCCAUCUUCCUGCUGGCCGUGUGCGCGGCGCAGACGGGGCUCGUCCAGAAGAGCGCCGGGGCCGCGUCCACCGGCGAGACCAAGCUCAUCAACGUCACGGGGGUGUUCAUCCUCCUCUACGGGGUCGCCGUUGUGUCCGUAGUCGCGCUGCGCAAGGAGUUCUUGUAGGCGGCGCGCCGGCUGGAGUGCGCAUUUCUUUGAUCGAUCUGGCUGGCCUUCACCGUUGAUGACACGGUUGGUAUUGAUUUGUACAUGCAAAGUGAGCUUGGGUGGUUUGCGUGGUGAUGGUGUGCAUAAUGUGUGAGUUUUCAGCGACAUUUGUAUUCGAUGCCUUCAUCGAGACCUUCCAAAAAGCAUCUGUGUUUGUCACUCGUGAUUGCUUCCAACAUCUGGCUCGAAUAGCGUCCGCUUCGAAAUUCCAAUCCCAAGCAAACGAAUGGGCCGAGCAAAGCGCAGAAGCCUUCUGGCCCGGAAAAAACUUCUCGAUCCUGUAAAACCCGAUAGGCUGUGGCCCAUAGAUAAUCCGACCCA
Phragmites australis (common reed) is the source of this 1224-nucleotide messenger RNA. Its product is annotated as probable transmembrane ascorbate ferrireductase 3. The transcript is spliced from 3 exons. Gene Ontology annotation, molecular function: oxidoreductase activity. The coding region runs from base 196 to 861 and encodes 221 amino acids. The record is from RefSeq and is a predicted model, not a curated record. NCBI's taxonomy places the organism in Eukaryota, Viridiplantae, Streptophyta, Magnoliopsida, Poales, Poaceae.